Messenger RNA from Aspergillus pseudonomiae, 1371 nucleotides. RefSeq names its product major facilitator superfamily domain-containing protein. NCBI's taxonomy places the organism in Eukaryota, Fungi, Ascomycota, Eurotiomycetes, Eurotiales, Aspergillaceae. Gene Ontology annotation, cellular component: membrane. Gene Ontology annotation, molecular function: transmembrane transporter activity. The record is from RefSeq and is a predicted model, not a curated record. The coding region runs from base 1 to 1371 and encodes 456 amino acids. The transcript has 4 exons. Gene Ontology annotation, biological process: transmembrane transport.
AUGUCCAACCCAGAGAACCCCCCUCCCCCAAACACAGACGAAAAGCCCGAAACCAUCCACCGGGAGUACACACUGGGCCAAGAUGGUGUCAAAUCGCCCCAGCACCGGGGUGACUACUCCGGUGCGCGGAAGAAAACAGACCCCGUGGAGAUUCGCCUGGUCCGUAAACUGGAUACUUGGAUCAUGCCCACGUUGUGGCUGAUGUACUGGCUCAACUACCUUGACCGCAAUGCGAUCGCUUUGGCGCGGUUGAAUGACCUCGAGGAGGAUCUGGACUUGUCGUCGUCUGAGUAUCAGACUUGUGUUUCUAUCUUGUUUGUGGGGUAUCUUUUGGGGCAGAUUCCUAGUAAUAUGUUAAUCACGAGGGUGAGGCCAUCGUGGUAUAUGUCUGGGUGUAUGGCGCUGUGGGCGGUUGUUAGCGCUAUUACGGCUGUUGCGAAAGACUUCAAGGGACUGCUGCUGGUCAGGUUCUUUCUUGGUGUUACUGGAGCUCUUUACAUGCUGUCGAUCUUCUAUACACGCAAAGAAAUCGCAACUCGCAUCUCGAUUCUGUACACUGGCAACAUCCUCGCAACCGCCUUCGCCGGCCUCAUCGCAGCAGGCAUCUUCCACGGCAUGGAUGACCUGGCCGGGCUCAGUGGCUGGCAAUGGCUCUUCAUCCUGCAAGGCGCCAUCACCUUCGUCAUUGCCGUCUUAUCAAUCUUCACGCUCCCCGACGAUCCGCUCGUCACGCGCUGGCUCACCGAAGAAGAAAGAACACUCGCCCACGCCCGCAUCGUAGCAGAUACCGUCGGCGCCCGGCACCAAACCAGCACCUUCAGCGGGCUCAAGGAGGCCGCCCGCGACCCGAAACUGUGGCUCUUCGCCUUCAUGCAGCACAUGCACCUUGCUGCAAAUGGCUUCAAGAACUUCUUUCCCACUGCCGUCGAGACAUUAGGCUUCUCAACAACCAUUACGCUCGUGCUCACCUGCCCCCCGUACUUGAUUGCCGGGCUUAUCUCGGUGUUCUGGUCGUGGAGCUCCGGCAGGCUUAACGAGAGGACUUGGCAUAUUACCGUCGCUAAGGCGAUUGCCAUCUUCGGGUUCGUCCUGGGUUGUGCGACGCUGAACACCGGGGCGAGAUAUUUCGCCAUGGUGGUCUUCGCUAUUGGCACUUAUGCGGUGAAUAGUAUCGUGCUGGGUUGGGUGAGUAGUACCUGUGGACAGACGAAGGAGAAGAAGGCUUCGUCGUUGGCGAUUGUGAAUACGAUUGCGAAUGCUUCGUUUGUGUGGACUCCGGUAUACGAUGGCGAUGUCCUCGAGUGCUGCGUUCUCGCUGGCUUGUGCGGCCAGUGCCUGGGUGAUGAAGAUAUGGCUUAUGCGGGCGAAUAG